Molecule: messenger RNA, 4249 nt
Organism: Megalopta genalis
Lineage: Eukaryota; Metazoa; Arthropoda; Insecta; Hymenoptera; Halictidae
Molecular function (GO): protein binding
Source: RefSeq, a predicted model, not a curated record
CGCGCCGAGUCGCGUUUUCAUGGAAUCGGGACGAUAAACCCAGUCUAUUUUAUGGCGACGAUCGCGUCGUUUCGUUGCACGUUGCCCAAUGCUGUCGCUGUUCUUCGCGUGAUAUGUUGCUCGCGGGAAAUAACAGUUCUUAUUUUCGACCACCGAUCAUCCAUGGACCGAAGUCACUGAAAGUGCUGGGAUUACUGUGCGGAAGUGUCUUUUAACGCGGGUUGCGAACGAUCCAGCCAAGAUGAAGGUUAUCGCGAUGCGUCUGUUCAAACGGCAGUCCUCUGAUACCAGUCCGCAGCUAGUUUCGGCAACACCGUUAUCACAAGAUGGAACGGCGCCUCCGGCAAUAGUCGUUGAGGAUUCUGACCGAACAAGAAAGAAAGAUCAAGACGAGACUGACGGAUCGGAACGAACUUCCACCAAAGAAGUAGCUUGCGAUCCUCAGAUAUCAUCUUCGUCGCAGACAUGCAUCGCCAAUCGCAAAGGAAUUUCAACAUGGGGAAGGAAAGUAGGUCGAAGAUGGGAUCAACUGAAGAGAUCGGAUAGUUCAGAGUUACUUUCAGUUUCGGGUCGAAGAAGACGAUGGAGUCCGAAUCGGAAAAACUGUGGCAAUAAUGUUACAGACGAGAAAGAAAAAGGCGUGAGUGUAUCUUCGCUAGAACCACCUAAGCCAAAGAGAAUCUCCAGAGUGGAAUCCUUGCGAAACUUAUUCAGGAGUAGCGAACGAAGUAAUAAUUUCCUAGGUGGUGACGUGUCGUCAAGAAGCGUAACGAUUCAAGAGGAGGAUAUCGCUGGCAUCAGUCAUUACCCAAUGGAAAAGGCUCUGAGCGAGGGAGCAUUGAAGAAGACACCCUUCCGAAUCAGUUCGGAUGACAGUCAGCUAGACCGCGGUACACUUCUUUACGAAAAGAAGAAGCAUCUGAGUCGCAGUAUACAUGAUCUCCAGGAGCAACAACGCGUUUUGGAUUAUAUUUUGAAGAACCAGGAUAUACUGAAGACGCAAGAAGGAUCGGCGUUAGCGAAAGAAACUUUAGACAAGGCUAAGCGGAGCGUCAGUCCGAAACGAACUAGUCAGCUAACGUCGGACGGCAGUAAAAGUAGCGUAUCGACGCAAACGAAAGAGUUCCUUAACACUCAAUUCAAUAAUAUUAAGAAGAACUUGUUCAAUAUUCGAACAACCGGCAGCAGCGAAUGCGAUAAAACCGACGCAUCAAGACCCAGGCCAGCAACAGGGUUGGAAGAUCUGAUGAACAACUUGCGACUAGGCUGCGAUGAAAGCGGUUAUGAUUCGGACAGUACUCGAGCUGGAGCAGAUUCUCCGGAUAGCGAGAAGUCUGUACCGCCGAUGUUGAAACCCCGUAGCUUCUCCAUAACAUCCGACGAUUACCAUGGAAUUGAUUUGUCAUUACCAAUGAAUACACCAUGUAAUACGGAAGCGGAGGCGGGAGCCGAUGAAAUCGAGACAGGUACUUCCCGUCUCGACGAAACUGUGGUUCUUGAUAAGAGCAUCUCAAACGAAUCCACAAGAACGAACAUGACUGCACUGAUCUCGGACGGAGAUGACACGGAUAGUUGCGACGAGGAAACUUUCGAAGGAUUCGCAGAAUUCCAGAUGAACUACGCUACGCAGUAUCCGAAGUAUGAUAACACUUUAACAAAAUGCAAUACUGGUCUUUCAAAAACAUCUACGUCACAUCCAUUUUCGACGAGUAAUAAUCUCGAAGAAUCUAAAACUUCUCCGACUGAAAACAGUGAACUGUCUAGGAUACCAGAGAAAGGAACGCUUCCUAAAUCCGAACCGUCGAUGUCAUUUUCGCAAACAGUAAAGAUACAGAAACCACAGAAAGUAACCAGGUCUCACAUACCAUUGAAAUCUGGCAAGUACAGGAGUCCUAGCAAUCUUAUUUUGUUGGACAAUGCAGCCUCUCCGUGCAAGGACAGUCCACCGGCAUCGAAAAUCUGUGCAACGGUCUCGACCGAUCCGCUGCAAUAUUACAGCCCGAAGAGGUCGCGGUCAACCAUGGAACGGGAUGACAUAGCCACUGUCAGUAAUAAAGUGAAGAGACCCGCGCAAAACAAGCAAGUUCCUCCCACGCCAGCGAAAACUCUCAUCCGUCGAGAAUUGAAGACGAUGAAACUUUCUAUCGACAAGCCGGGAAGUCUCGGUAUAUCCGUGGAAAGACGAGAAGCCGUAAGACCAUUUUAUGUAAUCUCGAAGAUGGACACAAGCGGGGAAGCAGCGAAGUCAAAGCAAUUCAGAAUCGGCGAUGAAAUUGUACGCGUUUGCGGGCGUAGGUUGCGCGGCAUGUCAAUCGCGGAAGCUAGAAGAGCGCUGCACGCCUGCAUUGGAACCGUGGAGUUGCAAAUCGCAAGGGAACCAACUUUCACAUUCGGGGAGGAAUUGGGUGAUACGUGGGGUGAUAUAUUGGUCCGGACUCGAAGCGACUCCGAAGUGUGGACACUGAAGGAAGAGAAACUCGUAGAUAUACCUGCGUCUGUCAAAACUAUCACGCAGGAAGGUCCGUCCAAGUGCACGAUCGUCGGAGCACUGAUGAAGGACGGAAAUAGUUCAUCUUCGAACGUGAUGGAGCGAAUUGAUAGCGAUUGUGAACUAAAAAAGGAAUCGGACCAAAAGAUGACUGGUAUGAGAAAGUUCCAGGUGGUGCGGAAACGUAGCACGAAUCCGGUUUCCUGUCCGAGAAGGGCGACUAGUCUCUCGAUGGACUUGUUGACCAUUACACUGGAAAAGGGCUCCGGAAAAAAAUUGGGGUUCUCGAUCGUUGGAGGAUCGGAUAGUAAUAAAGGAUCCAUGGGUAUUUUUGUGAAGGAUAUCAUGGCUGGUGGCCAAGCGGCCGAAGAUGGCACUCUUAAAGUUGGGGAUGAGAUUUUGGCGAUCAAUGGAUCAUCCAUGGAUGGACUGACGCACGCAAAAGCUUUGCAAACAUUCAAAGCUGCAAAAGCUGGGAAAAUGAUCCUCCACGUGGGUCGACGAGACCCAACGCACAAACGGUUGAGUUACAGGCGAUAAUAGUAUUGAUGGUUAUAAUACUCUGGAUACAUCAUUCAAUCAAAAUCUUACGAUUGUCUGGACAAAUUAUCGGAAACCGGAGACGAAUAAAAAGACCAAGCUGAAUCAGAUAAAUCAAAUUCACCCGUAAUUGAAAAAAUCUACACUACCUGUAUUAGGUUUUUAACAAACGAAUCGAAUCUGUUUUUGUAAAAGUUGUAUGUUAUGUACAUGUAUAAAUCAGAAUGUUAUUAUAAUUCAUAAACAUGUGCAUCAUAAAUAUUCAGUUAUUACAUGGCGAUAGUAAUCUCGAAUGAUUCAAUUUUUCUUCGAUGCAAAUGUAUAUAUAUAAUGUUUCGUCAUACUAUAGAAAAAGAUUUAAUGAAUAAUACGUAACCAACGUGUCACGCAUAUAAAUUGAAUGUUCAAGCUUCUUUUAUAGAAACUGUUUCUUUUUGUGACAGUAAUUGUGAUAUCGGUUAACCAUAUUUUUAACUAAAGAGAAGAUGCGAGUAUUCCUGUAAUUUCUGCUUCAGACUAAUGAGAUUAAUUAUUUCGCGGGCAACAUGUAAGUUUCAUUUGAUAAUUGAGACCUACAGUAAUUAAUUCUUAAUUAUAUUCUACUUAACAAAUCGAAUUUUUUUUUUCAUGAUAAUUUAAUUGAUUGCAAUAUAGGUCAUUUUAAGAGUAAAUAAAAUGCAUGUUUUGGUCGCGAUUAAUAUAUUAUAUUUUGUGUAAGUGUCAUAAGUUAAAUGGUUUGUUUCUAGUUUUUAUCUAGAAAGACUUAUUUGGUUCGAAUGCGUUUUUGUAUUGUAGCGUAAGCAGAUCAUUAUUGAUCAUAAGUGUAACAAUAGUAACUAUAACGAAAUUGUAUAUAGUCAUAUCCCGUUAGAUGUAGAACGCUAACACGUUGGAUUAUGGCUGUUUAAUUUAGUGUAGCGCGGAUUUAACGUAUGUUUUGUCUCGAAACAUAUUCUUUUUGUUUAAUACGUGCUAUACAAAGCGAAAUGCGGAGCAGAUAUGAUUAUCUAGGUUGAGUAUUCAUCCUUUACUCACUACUCAAUUAGUUAUAAGCAUAGUACUUAGUUGACUUAUAAUUUCCCGUUUAAGCUACUGAGACUGACAUUUAGAAUGUCUACCUGAGAAAUGCUGUGAUAUUCAUUGUAGUCGCAUUAGCUGGUAUCGUACAAACUGUAUUUAAAAUAAACCUGGUUUUGUUAAUAAAAGAAUGUAUACGGUUAA